UAUAACGACACGGUGACCACAGUAUCACCACCAUCGGUAUCCCAGCAAUGGCUCAGGCGUUAUCCCAGGCAAAAUUGCCGCCGACACCGGUCCCUUCAGAAGUCAAAGACCUGAUCAACCGCUUAUUCCAACUUGUGGACUCGAAAGACGACAAUGUCGGCACCAUCCUGGCCGAAGAGAUCUUCACGCCAGAUGCAAUGUUCAUCUCGGCGAAUGGCACAUUCAAUGGCAAAGAUGAAAUUUCCGCCAGCCGUACCAACGCGUGGAAGGUAGUCACGUCCCGCCACCACAUGGUGGACAAGGUGUUUUCGGGCAACGCUGACGGAACGGACUUGGUGCUUGUGGGCAGGCUUGAGACUCGAACGAAGGACAGCGAUGCUACUACAUCCACGGAGUUUGCGGCCAGAGGAGUCUUCGACAAGACCGCGGCUGGAGGGCCCAAGUUAAAAUCAUACCAGGCUUGGGUUGGGAGUAGUAGCACUAUCUAGG
This is a messenger RNA of Exophiala viscosa, 489 nucleotides long. RefSeq lists its product as uncharacterized. The transcript has 2 exons. The record is from RefSeq and is a predicted model, not a curated record. Bases 48 to 488 code for a protein of 146 amino acids. Lineage: Eukaryota; Fungi; Ascomycota; Eurotiomycetes; Chaetothyriales; Herpotrichiellaceae.